Letharia columbiana is the source of this 1278-nucleotide messenger RNA. RefSeq lists its product as uncharacterized. Gene Ontology annotation, biological process: poly(A)+ mRNA export from nucleus. Lineage: Eukaryota; Fungi; Ascomycota; Lecanoromycetes; Lecanorales; Parmeliaceae. Gene Ontology annotation, molecular function: protein binding; RNA binding. Gene Ontology annotation, cellular component: nucleus. The transcript is spliced from 2 exons. Bases 1 to 1278 code for a protein of 425 amino acids. The record is from RefSeq and is a predicted model, not a curated record.
AUGUUCAGCACAACCUCACGGGAAUCGAAGUUUUUCCCAGCGCUCAUGAAGAUCUGCGAUAGCAUCUUCACAACCGCGCACGCCAAGGAGGAGGCCAUCGUUAGUGUUUCGCUGGCCAACAACGCCCUGACUACCAUAGCCUCGGUUACUACACUUUCGCAAACAUUUCCAGCACUCAAAAACCUCGACCUCUCGAACAAUCAACUGAAGAACCUCACCGCGCUUGAUGGAUGGCGGUGGAAAUUCCGUAAGCUCGACCAAAUUAUACUUACUGGAAAUCCCAUUGAGACGGAGGUGCCGACAUAUAAAGACGACAUCGUGAAAUGGUAUCCUACCCUCACUACUCUCAACACAAUACAAAUAAGAUCCUUGGAGGAUGCUAGAGCCGCGGUGAAACGCAAAUUACCAAUCCCAAUCCUUGGGCCUAGCUUUCGUGACGAAGCAGCUAUUAGCGAGACCUUUGUCAAACACUUCUUCCCUGCCUACGAUGGAGAUCGCACCGCUCUGGUCAAUGGAUAUUACGAUGCCCAAUCGACUUUCUCUAUCAGCAUCAACCUUUCCGCUCCCCACAUCGCCGAAACCACGAGCCAGAAACCUCCUGGCUGGGAAGCAUACCUCAGAAAGAGCCGAAAUCUAACCAAGAUCACCCACCCGCCAAGUCGAAUGUCACGUCUAUACACCGGUGCGGAGAGUAUCAAAGAUGGGUUCACAACCCUACCAGUCACUCGUCAUCCCGACAUAAUGGCAGAGCCGCAAAAAUGGUGUGUCGAGUGUCACACCAUCCCAGGUUUACCAGACCCAACCGGACAAUCAUCAAGCGGCGUCGGUGGGCUCAUGGUCAUGUUGCAUGGAGAAUUCGCGGAGGUGGAUGUUUCAAGCGGCCAAUCAACAGCAAUACGGAGUUUUGAUCGUACGUUUGUCUUGGGGCCAGGAGGAGGGGUUGGAGGUAUCCGCGUUGCGUGUGAUACACUUGUCUUGAGACAGUAUGGAGGCCACGAUGCGUGGCGGCCUGAAGUAGAGGAUAGCGCCUCCGAUCCAACGGCACAAGCACAACAUCAGAUCAAUGUGCCGGCGGGAUUCGCAUUGUCCGCGCCUGGCAAAACAGAGGAGCAGGUGCAGAAGGAGGUGCUGGCGGUGGAGCUGAGCAAAGCUACAGGGAUGACAUUAGAGUUCUCGGGAUUGUGCCUGGAACAGUGUGGGUGGAAUUUGGAAGGAGCGGCAGCAUCAUUUGGGCAAGCUAAGGCGACCUUACCGGCAGAGGCCUUUGUUACAUCAUAA